This is a messenger RNA of Aspergillus clavatus NRRL 1, 525 nucleotides long. RefSeq names its product putative COPII vesicles protein Yip3. The record is from RefSeq and is a predicted model, not a curated record. The transcript has a single exon. The coding region runs from base 1 to 525 and encodes 174 amino acids. Lineage: Eukaryota; Fungi; Ascomycota; Eurotiomycetes; Eurotiales; Aspergillaceae. Gene Ontology annotation, cellular component: Golgi apparatus.
AUGGGCCCCAUUCAGAUUCCCAUCGACGCGAUCACCUCCCGGUUCGGUGAUCGCUUCAACAGCGUUCGCGCCCAAUCCCUGAGCACACGCUUCGCAAAUCUCAAACCUAUCUCGGAAUUCCUGGAUAUCAAGCGCAUGUCGAAACCUGCGAACUUCGGCGAAGUCCAGAGUCGUGUGAACUACAACCUGUCUUAUUUCUCCAGCAACUAUGCCGCGGUCUUUGUGAUGCUCUGUCUCUACAGCUUGCUGAGCAAUCUGCGGCUACUGUUCGUCAUCGUCCUGGUCACCGGAGGCCUGUAUGGCAUUGGUAAACUCCAGGGCCGUGAUCUGGAUUUGGGGUUCGCCCGUUUCACCACGUCUCAGUUGUACACUGGUCUGCUGGUUGUUGCGAUUCCCACGGGUCUCAUGGCGUCCCCAUUCACAACCAUACUCUGGCUCGUUGGAGCUACGGCUGUGACCGUGUUCGGUCACGCCUCAUUUCUGGAUAAACCAAUCGAGAAUGCUUUUUCCGAGGAGGCGGUCUAG